Tupaia belangeri chinensis (Chinese tree shrew) is the source of this 1550-nucleotide messenger RNA. RefSeq names its product kallikrein related peptidase 7 (gene KLK7). NCBI's taxonomy places the organism in Eukaryota, Metazoa, Chordata, Mammalia, Scandentia, Tupaiidae. The transcript has 7 exons. Gene Ontology annotation, molecular function: serine-type endopeptidase activity. The record is from RefSeq and is a predicted model, not a curated record. Gene Ontology annotation, biological process: proteolysis; positive regulation of antibacterial peptide production. Gene Ontology annotation, cellular component: secretory granule. Bases 1 to 1059 code for a protein of 352 amino acids.
AUGGUGGGCUUGCCCUUCCCAUCCCUGCUGGCUCUGCUGCUGGCCUUCGCCUUGGAGACCGCUGCCCAAGGAGCCCAGGGGGACAAGAGUGGGGAGAAGAUUAUCGAUGGUGCCCCGUGUCCGGGAGGCUCUCACCCCUGGCAGGUGGCAUUGCUCCGGGGUGACGAACUGCACUGCGGGGGCGUGCUGCUCAGCGAGCGCUGGGUGGCCACCGCUGCCCACUGCAUGAUGGACUCCCCCAGAAGACGCCCUGUCCCACCUGACAGCCCUGAUGUUCCAACAGGCACCAUGGUGGGCUUGCCCUUCCCAUCCCUGCUGGCUCUGCUGCUGGCCUUCGCCUUGGAGACCGCUGCCCAAGGAGCCCAGGGGGACAAGAGUGGGGAGAAGAUUAUCGAUGGUGCCCCGUGUCCGGGAGGCUCUCACCCCUGGCAGGUGGCAUUGCUCCGGGGUGACGAACUGCACUGCGGGGGCGUGCUGCUCAGCGAGCGCUGGGUGGCCACCGCUGCCCACUGCAUGAUGGAUGAGUACAAUGUGCAAGUUGGCAGUGACACGCUGGGUGACAGGAAAGCGCAGAAGAUCAAGGCCUCGAAGUCGUUCCGCCACCCUAGCUACUCCACGCAGACCCACGUUAACGACAUUAUGCUUGUGAAGCUCAGCCGCACAGUCCGGAUGUCGUCCACUGUGAAGAAGAUCAACCUGCCCAGACGCUGCGAGCCCCCCGGAACUACCUGCACCGUCUCAGGCUGGGGCACCACCACCAGCCCUGACGUGACCUUCCCCACGCAGCUCAUGUGCACGGACGUCAAGCUCAUCUCCCCCGGGGACUGCAGGAAGGUGUACAAGGACAUGCUGGGGGACUCCAUGCUGUGCGCCGGCAUCCCCGACUCCAAGACCAACACCUGCAACGGCGACUCCGGGGGUCCACUGGUGUGCAAAGGUACCUUACAAGGUCUGGUGUCCUGGGGGACUUUCCCCUGUGGCCAACCCAAUGACCCUGGUGUCUACACUCAAGUCUGCAAGUAUGUCAAGUGGAUAAACGACACCAUGAAAAGGCACUGAUGACGCGCCGGGGACUACGCGGCGGCUGUCCACACCGAAAAAUCGCAGAACCGACACCGAUGACCUAGACGGCCCUGGGUGACUUCGCCUAUCCUCCAAGGCAAAUGAAAGCCCCAGCAACGAGCCAUGUUUGUGAACCGACCGAAUUAACAGUCAAACAAGGAAAGAGACAUCACAACCUUAGUGCCGGUGAAGACGCAGCGAGACCGGUCCUCUCAAACAGCGCGGGUGGAAAUUCACACGAUCCGUGGACGGCACUUUGACGACAUGAAUCAAGACCCUUACUGACACCUUCGACCUAGUAAUUCAGGUUCUAGGAAGAGGUGACCGAAAACAAAAAACAAACAAACCAAAAAGUGGAGUAAGGCGAGAAUUCGCCACGCAGUAAUCAGGCUAGAAAGGAAAUCACUAAGCAUGUGCCGAGGAGUGGCUUACAGCAGGCCUGCUUGGCACGAGGAUAGCACGGAGUUACCGAAAUAAUACUUGGGCAG